AUGCCGCACGAGCUCGUGUUGGAGAUCCUGGCCCACCUGCCCGUGCAGUCGCUGCUGCGGCUCAGCCGCGUGUGCAGGGCGUGGCGCGCCACCAUCUCCAGCGACGCGUCCUUCCACCGCGUGCACCAGCGCCUCCAGAAGCGAUGCAAGCUCGUCUCCCCGCGCUGGCGAUUUGGGCCCGAACCCUACCUCUGUUGCCCAAAAACCGUUGGCUUGUACAGGCGGGAGCCUGGUCAGGAGGACGACUACACGCCCCUCGUCGUCUAUGGCUCUAUGCCACAAUACUGUCCCCGUCUGACACGAACCGACCCGAACGGUUCGGGGGAACCGAACGCCCAGCCCUACUUCUACCGCUCCGCGGUGUCAGGGGGCAGCUAUACUACUGGGAUGGAGGUGUUCACCGUUGGAGUAGACUGGUAUUGGCGUGAGAUGGCGGCGCAACUGCAGUACCCUAUCGUGCCACAAUGGACGGCUGCCUUCUUCAAAGGAUUCUUGCUCUGGACAAUAUCAGAUGAAAUCUUCAAGGAUGUCGCGCCAUGUUUCCUUCGCUUCGGCUUGGAGGAUGAGGAAUUCGUGGUCACGCCGCUGCCUCCUUAUCACCCAACGUCUCAUAAAACCAUGACUAGUUUUGUUGAACUGCGCGGGGAUCUAGUCGUAGCUUGUGUUGGUGCCACGGUCGAGAUGUGGAUGUGCGACGACAUCAACAAUCCGAGAUGGGAUCUGCGCUACAAAGUCAAUGCCAUGGCGCGUGGUCUAGCGUCUCUAUCUCCCAUUGCAGUGUUUGAUGGUGACAUCGUGUUCAAAGAUGAGGUGUUGUGUUGUCUCAUUAGCUAUGAUCUCCAAACCAAAGCUGCCAACGACGUUGUUCGCAUGAAGGAGUUGAGGUAUCAUAAUCCAAACACAGGCACGGUUGUCCUUUGA
Aegilops tauschii subsp. strangulata is the source of this 921-nucleotide messenger RNA. RefSeq lists its product as uncharacterized. Gene Ontology annotation, molecular function: protein binding. NCBI's taxonomy places the organism in Eukaryota, Viridiplantae, Streptophyta, Magnoliopsida, Poales, Poaceae. The record is from RefSeq and is a predicted model, not a curated record.